This is a messenger RNA of Fonsecaea erecta, 2013 nucleotides long. RefSeq lists its product as hypothetical. Lineage: Eukaryota; Fungi; Ascomycota; Eurotiomycetes; Chaetothyriales; Herpotrichiellaceae. The coding region runs from base 1 to 2013 and encodes 670 amino acids. The transcript has 6 exons. Gene Ontology annotation, biological process: regulation of DNA-templated transcription. The record is from RefSeq and is a predicted model, not a curated record. Gene Ontology annotation, molecular function: zinc ion binding; DNA-binding transcription factor activity, RNA polymerase II-specific.
AUGGGACGGCACCGACGGCAGAGCGGCCACCUCCAAGGCACCUUUCGACCUCCAAGGAUUGAACCCAGUCAACGUCCCGGUCAAGUCGGGUUGUGCUUGACCCAGCCUCAGUACAAUCAGCUGUCGCGACCUGCGUUGUCGAUUCCCGCACCGCAGCCUCGUUGGCAGCCAGGGCAACCUCGCGACUAUAGCUUCGUUGUGGCCGGGUACCCCCACGCCCCGUCGACCACAGAUGCUCUCAGUCCCGUGAGCACUCGGUCCACGCUUUCUCGCCCAGGGGUCGCGAUCUCGACAAGUACAAGUGACACUGCAGCUUUAGAGCGAGCUCGAAAUUUCUCUCCAGAAGCUGGUGGCACGUCCAGCCCUACCAACAGCGUUUCGACAUACCAUCCUGCCCAUCUCGCCCAUCAUGCGAGUAACCAGCCCUUGAAUUCAGCAGUCUCAGCAUCGGGAUACUCGGUGGGAGCUGACAAUGAUAUGGAAGCGGCUGUCGCGGGCAUCGACCCUCGUGAGACCCCUGGCGACCUAUCGCAAUACACAUCGUCAAUCGGGCAACAAAGAUAUCCUUCCCAGUUUGAUCCAUGGACUGCCCAUCAACCGCGUCAGAACGCUCUGUAUGUCAAUAUGGAGACAGUCCCCCAAGUGCUUCGCGGCCAAGACCUCCGCCGCUUGUUUCCCAUACGUGAAAGAGGGGGCGGCGGCGGCAGAACGGGGCCUCUGAACCCAACUCAGAGACAAGAAACCCGUGAGGUGCGAAAACGGGGCGCCUGCCUCCGUUGCACUAUCAUGAAAGAAAAGUGCGAUUGUGGCAGCCCUUGUGCCAAUUGUUCCACCAAGGAACGGCGAAAGUGUCCAAAGGACUGCAUUCCUAGUCGCUAUGAUUGGGAUGGUUGUAAAGCCAGCUUGUUUCCUGAGGAAUUGACACUUCGCCUCCGGAGACAUAAUAUACGUUCUUAUUUUGAGAGCCUUCCUAUUCCUGUAUCCACUCAGGUCUUCCAAAUCCCUCUAGACCUGUACAUUGGAGUCCCUUUAUAUGUUCAUGUGAGGGAGUUCUCCCCUCUUGGCUCAACUUCAGACAUCGGGUACACAUUCCAGACAUCUCACGACUCAAACGGACAAAGGUUCUUUGGCAGACAACAGGACUGGAAUCCGCCGAUCGUCAUGUACAUCAAGGAUGGCGAAUUAGAUGCGACGAUUAAACAAAUUCGCCAAGAAUUGACCGAGAUCUUUGACAGGGUAUUGAACGACCCGGAACUGUACUUCAAUUGGACAACAGAAUACUUUGAGGACAAAGAAGAGGAUUUUCAGUCCAAAAUUCUUUGCCUCAUGGGAAGGUACUACAAGGUUAACUUACCGGAACAUGCUGAUCUCAAGAAUGCUCUGAGGCUUUUGUGGUAUGAAUAUCUCCUCCUGAACCAGUUCACUAUUCCAGCCGAUGCGGUGGCGACUCUCGAGACGAAUCUCACAUUCAGAGGACACCUUGAUAUUCCUCGGCAUCUAAAGAUCAUUCCCCACACAAUCAAUCGCUUUCUCAAGUUCGUCAUCCUCGUCAUGGCCGAGAAAGCUGCACAGGACCUUUUGAAAAGGCUCCACGACAGGAUGUUCAAGAUGGCCGUGACCCAGAAGGCGUCCCAAGAUAGCCGAGACCUAGUCCUGUGCAUGCUUUUUGCCCUGGUGAUCUUCCUCGGGCGCACCCAGCUUGCCCUGUCCAUGUGUCCUCACAUGCCGGGCCUCGGGGAGCAUUUGGAGCGUUCUCCGGAAGAAAUCCAGCAAAUGGUCAAGACGAUGGAAGAAAGGGUGUGCGACUACCUUCUGUCCUUCCACCGAUACGCUCUGGGCCGGGCAUCCUCGAAGACACAGGCGACGUCUGGCAAGCUCGAGUCCCCCAGCGAACGUCACGCCCGGGAAUUCGAUCUGGAGCACCAACUGUGGCAUGAGAUCGAGGACCACGUGGGCGAGAAACCCGACACGCUCGGGCUGGGUGACUACGACAUGGAGACGUUCCGUUCGUAG